AUGGGCGGUUUCCUCAGUGAUGACCCGUCAGAACCAGAUCCCUACAGAGGACGGUAGCCGCGUCACCCUCGCCCUAAUCCCUCUCUGGGACAUGUGUAACCAUACCAACGGCCUGGUGAGUACUACAAACACGCUAUUAUACACUUAUUACGUGCCUAUUGCAUGGCUGAAACGUGCCUAUUGCAUGGCUGAAACGUGCCUAUUGCAUGGCUGAAACGUGCCUAUUACACAACUGCACACGAACAUCCUCCACCCACUGUGCGAGAGGUUUUAAUUUAUAAAAUAAAAUGUUUUAGGAAUCUUAAAAUCCUAGCUUUUUUGUAAAUAAAUCGACACACACACACAGUCAAGAAAUCUGCUGUAGAGAAUUCUAGAUUUGAGAGAAACCACACAGUGUGAUGUGUUUUCCUCAGUUGAUUACUCUUAUCUCAUGGGCUCUUUUAUUUAUCGCAAUCAUUUGGCUUUGAUUGUGUUCAGCGACUGAUUGUAACGGAGCAAUAUCAUCUCCUCCUUGCGUAUGCAUGUAAACUGCAUCUACGCCCCUUAAAUGUGAUUUGAUUUGUGAAAGCCCGAUACGUAGACAAAGCGAGUCAUUAAAGACAUGUAAUAAAAUGUCUUCCUGUGUAUUCCCUUGGUUUUAGUUUAAUAAAAAUGGGUUACAACUUCCUCCGACAUAUUUCCACAUUUUAUUGCUCUUCUUCAGCCCUAGUUGCUACAGUGUUACUCACUGGUGAGAAAUUGUUUGGGUUCAUUCAAUUUCCUUAAUUUCUGCCUAUUUGUAAAGCUCUCACUAACUCCGGAUGAGGGAAUUAUUUGUAUUGAUAUACUCAUUGAUUACGUAUACUAAACUAAUACAUUCAUGUUUUGAAAUACAUUUGCUUGCUGAUUUUGUUCAUUAGUCCCUUGAGAUUGUUACCAAAGGAAUGGAUGAUUUGAUAUUCAGCUCUUCUAAUACUAGGAGAGAAAAAAUAUUGUACAUUUGUUAGUUUAGCUGGUCACGUACACUAUAUAAAAUAAACUUGCUGUAAAUUGUAUCGCCAGUCAGUCAGUAAAGGAGCGCAGACAAUUCACUGUGCUGCUCCGAACUAUAACUACAUAAAAUGUUUUACUGUAAAGUGUGUUGCGUUUUUAAAUGCACUUUAAAUAAAGUUUGAUUUGAACCAGUCCAUAUUAUAAAACCAAGAGCGUUGGGCCAGUAACCGAAAGGUCUCUGGUUAAAAUCCCCGAGCUGACUAGGUGAAAAUAAAUCUGUUGAUGUGCCCUUGUGCAAGGCACUUUACCCUAAUUGCUCCUGUAAGUCGCUCUGGAUAAGAUGACUAAAAUAUGAAUGUAAAAUGCUUCCAUGAGCUUUUCCAACUGUCAUUAAUCAAUCAGUGAAUGGAUCAAUUACAGUUUGCCUGUUGUGUGUUGCGCAGAUCACCACUGGUUACAACCUGGAGGAUGACAGGUGUGAGUGUGUGGCUCUGCAGGACUACAAAGAGAACGACCAGGUGAGUCUGGGCAGCAUGAAACUACUGCAUCGUUUGCUCUUUAGCUACUAGACAAAACUAGUGUCCUGUCUGGGGGUGGGGUGUACAUCAAGCUGCCUCACGCUACAGAAACAGGAGAUGGGAUCCUGCCUUACUGGCUUGAAAAAGGCUUACCUACUUUACAUAUUUGUCCUGUACAUAAUGUUGAGUUAUUAUGGGUUAUGUAGAAGUGUAUGAUCUAAUUGCAUCAUGUAUGUGUAUAUCAAUUGAAAGGUGGUUGGUUCCUGACUGGAUGACUGACUGGUGUCCAGUGUUGAUGUUAUGUCAGGGAGAGAGAGAGAGGGUCAGGCUGGGAGUCAGACUUAUUGCCUGGAGGGAGUUUCCACAGUUGUUAAAUCCAUGCUUUGGGAGAGGGGUGGAGAAUCGGAACGCCACCAACCUCUACGGCUCCCUCUCCUCCUCCUCCUCCCCAUCCCCACCUCUCUCUUUUCAGAAUGGGAAUUAUUUGAUAAGAUUUAGAGAGACAGCAAUGUGUGUGUGUGUGUGAGUGGGGGUGGUUGAGAGGGGGGUGAUGGGAAGUCGAGCCUCUUGAUCCUAUGAUUCCUCCGGCAGAUAUCACCGUCCGGCCGAAGUGCCCUGAGCUCACAGAGGGUGUGUCUGAAAUAGCACCCUAUUCCCCAUCUAGUGUACUACUUUUGACCAGAGCACUAUGGUCCCUGGUAAAAAGUAGUGCACUACAUAGGGAAUAGGGUGCCAUUUUGGACAUAGAACCUGCCUGAGCUCACAGAGACACAAACCACUAAGCUACAUUCCCAACUAAGCUUUAUCACUCCUCCUCUCUAUCCCCUGCCCUGUCUCUCGCUCUCCUUUUUUACCUCUCACACUCGUUCCGUUCUGCUAUCUGUAAAUGUGGAUGUAAUAUGUUGGAGCCAUACGUGAGUGGAGUGGUGUGGGGAUUCUCUGUGCCCAUGUGAAGCUUCCACUAGAUCAGAAAUGAUAACAUGGUUAUGAGGCAAAAUGGUACAUAGGAAUAGUGGGUGGAAUGUUCACCACAUUGUUUACAUCCAAAUGAUCCAACCCAUUACAAUCUACAGGAACCUUCUAGAGGUUGAGUUCCAAUCGGAUGAUAAAGGGGAAGUUCAGCUAACUUUAGCUACCAUCCAGUAAAAAAAGGUUGUAGUGGCUGUUUUUUUAGAAAACCAAACCAUGUUUUACAGUUUCUCCUGGCCCAUACACUUGUUUUCAGGGAGAUAAACAAUCUAACAUUAAGUUGUAAAAUACUGAACUUCCACUUUAAUGUUGAGUGACUGUUCUCUUGUCUGUCCUCAGAUUUACAUAUUCUACGGGACGCGGUCCAACGCUGAGUUUGUGAUCCACAACGGCUUCUUCUUCCAGGAGAACGCACACGACAGGGUCAAGAUCAAACUGGGCGUGUCCAAGAGUGAACGGCUGUACGCCAUGAAGGCUGAGGUGCUGGCCCGCGCUGGCAUCCCCUCGUAAGUAGAGACGCACACACACAUACACACAAACAUACAUACACACGGGCAUCCCCAUAAGUAGGGAGGGAGGGACAGUGGGAGGGAGAAAGAGGGGUAGUGCGAGAGAAAACAAAUGAUAUCUCUCCAUUAUGUCAGAGACUGAGGUAAUUUCAGGAGGGCAAUAUUUUCCAGAAUUUCAGUGACUUGAUCAAUGUGACAAUCGGCAGGACAUUAUUACACUGCAAACACAUUACUGAGUCUUUCUCAAGUCUAGUAGCAUUACUAUUACAUUCCUUCUCUCUGCCCAUCGCUAUAACAACAGUACAUACAGGAGAGGAGAAUUUACUGUGAAAACAAGCUACACUGUGACGUGAAGGUUCCAUCACAAAUGACACCCUAUUCCAGGGCUGGCCAACCAUGUUCCUGGAGUGCUACCUGCCUUUAGGCAUUUUCAGGAACAGGGUUAACAUUCCUUAAUGCUGCACUACUUUUGACCAGAGCUCUCUGUGGUUCAAAACUCCUUUCAUAUAUCCCAGUGUAUGUAUGGGCGACAGACAGGCAGUGUACCGUUGCCUCUGUGCCUUUGAACACUAUACAUCACUAUAUCUGUCAGUUUAACAAUAGAGCCCCUGACAGCAACAACACAACACACAGUCUUUAAUCUCAUUUCCACUGUGAGACUUAAAAUGCCCCAUCAAUAAGAGAUUAAAAGCGCUCUUAUUAAUAUGACAGGGAGGGAAGGCUGCAUAAUAUUAGGGUAAUGAUAAAAUGAUGGGAGCGUCAGGGCGGGGGGGGGUAGAAAGCUUCCCUCAUGGUAUAGAGGCCUAUUCUGAGACGACGCUGCAAUGUUUUAUCCUGGAACAGAAGCCUGCACCCACACCGGCCCACCAGCCUGCCCACCCCUGGUGUAGUGGUCUCCCUCGCCUCUCUUCUCGCUCUCUUUUUCCCUCAGAAUAAGAAGCAAUCUCUCUUUCCCCACUGCUUCUUUUUUUUCUUCUCUCUCUCUCUCUCUCUCUCUCUCUCUCUCUCUCUCUCUCUCUCUCUCUCUCUCUCUCUCUCUCUCUCUCUCUUUUCCUUCUUCCCCCCCCCCCCCCCCCCCCCAGGUAUAUCCCGUGGUAAUGAAAGAUCUUGUUGUAAUUGAUUAAGUGUAUAUUAAAGAUGCAUCAGGGGGAUCAGGGUUUGGCCUCCACUCAGCUUAAAUGAGUCAGCUGAUGCUAAACGUGAGUGGGUCUCGGUUAACCAUGGACCAGUGGCUGCUAAACUAAACAUGAGUGUAGUGUAGUGGAGACCUGAGUUAGCCAUGGGCCACUAACCUCCAUUAACACAAACUGUACCUGCCAAGCCCCUUCACUGAGUUUAACCUACAGAUCAGGGUUUUAUAUGGUUAAAGUCAUACAGGGAUCACUGUGGAAGGUUUUUUCUUCUAUGUGAGGCGUGCAAUUUUUUCUUUAUUUAACCUUUAUUUUGACAGGGAGUCAAUGCUGAGACAAAGGUCUCUUUUUCCAGAUGAGCCCUGUAUAGCACCACAAUACACAUCACAAUACACAUCACAAUACAAUAAACACAUUAAACUACACAUUCAUAUACACAUUAAACUACACAUUCAUAUACAUAUAAAAAUACACAUUAAACUACACAUUCAUAUACACAUUAAAAUAUAUUAUUAUAACAACAGUACAUGAAAAGCAAAAUACAAUCAUAAACCAAUCAGUAAAAGGUCCCCUAAUAACCGUCCGAAAUGCCCUAGAGGCACAAACUCCUUCAAUUUUAAAGUACAUUGUAGAUCAUUCCACACUUCUAUAGGUUAACAAUGAGGUAAGAUGGUGGAAGUUUAUGCAAGAGGGCUUUAUAGACAAAAAGAGUGCAAUGCAUCGAUCUACUAGACAUCGACGGCCAGCCCACAUUCUGAUACAAAAUGCAAAGAUGUGUACUGAACCUAUCGCCCUGUAAUAAAGCAGAAUGCGCUAUGAUAAACUGUGUCCAAUGGCAUAGUCAAUAACCGGAAUGAAUAUUGACUGAAUAAUUCGUUUUCUGCUAUUUAACGAAAGACGGGACCUGUUCCUAUAGAAGAAACCAAUUUGAAUUCUUCAUAAUUUUUUUAAACUAACUCGUCAACAUGCUUUAUGAAAGAGAGCUUUUCCUCAAUCCAGACGCCCAGAUAUUUAUAGAUGGGGACACCAUCAAUGAGGGCACCUUUCAAAGUACGUAUGCAUAAAUCAUCUGAUUUGGAAAAUAACAUGUAACUGGUUUUACCUGCAUUAAUUACCAAUUUCACUUCAAAGGCUUUCUGCAGGGCAAUAAAGGCAGAUUGAAGAUCUAACAGAGCCUGAUCAACUACAGGGAAGGUUAUAAUGUUUACUGGUGUAGGUUUAACUAAGAGGUGAUAUGUGUGUGUAAUGUGAAAUAGAGAAGUUGUUGUGACUGUACGGUCUCUGUUUUUCACUUUUUCUCCCCCCCCCCCCCCCCCCCACCCCCAUCAGGUCCAGUAUCUUUGCCCUGCACUGCAGUGAUCCUCCAAUCUCUGCCCAGCUAUUGGCCUUCCUCAGAGUCUUCUGUAUGACUGAGGGUAAGACACACACGCAAGCCUAAAUGCUUGCAUCGAUCCCCACACGGUCACAAGGCCAGUCGUUAGGAGUUAGGAGUGAUACUUAGAAGUGAAAUUAUUUAAAAUACUUUACUUGAUCGAGCUUACCCGUUGCAGUGGAAAAGUUGCCAACUGGCAAUCCAGGCAGGCUAAAGCAAAUGCUCAAAGUAUUUGAAAGAUUUGAAAUGGUAUUUGAACCCAGGUCUGGCUAGCAUACUACAGCUACUGUAGGAGCCAGGCCUCCUCUACCUCAGGCCCCACAGAUAUACUAUUCACAUUGGCUCUUUCUCUCUCGCUAAAUUUUUUACAUGGCCCUAGCCCCCUCCCGUGGGGGUCGGAGCGGGGUGGUAUAACUUUUUUACAGAUGUGACUCAGGCAUGUGUGUGUGUGUGUGUGUAACGUGUGAACACAUUAAGCACUCAACCUCCGAUCAUUUCAUGUCUCCCUCUCCAGUGUAAUCCAGCCUUACAUAAUAGCUCAGAUCAAAAGACAGAUUGCGAAGGCAGCAGUUGGCUACCGGUUUAACUAGUCUACCUAGGGACUCGGCCUGUAGAAUAACAGCCCUUUAACUUAAAACCUUGAACAUCAGAGUUAGGUUAAUUAAUGUCACCAAACUUAAUUGACGUCUUUUAAAAAAAACAAUUUGUACCUGUUUAGCUCUAAAGACCAGGCCCUCUGAAUUGACCUGGAUGUUGUAGUUGUGUUUUUUCCUCUGCGUAAUCCUAUUGGUCCUGACGUUCUGGUUCACUGCCAUUUAACCCCUAUUCUCCACAGAGGAGCUGAAGGACUACCUGGUAGGAGAACACGCCAUCAAUAAGAUCUUCACCCUGGGUAACACUGAGUUCCCUGUGAGCUGGGACAAUGAGAUCAAACUGUGGACUUUCCUGGAGACCAGGGCUGCCUUGCUGCUCAAGACCUACAAGACCAGCUCCCAGGUCAGUAAGGACAACAAGGCUCUUUGACUUCCCCCACCAUAUUGUUUUAUUUUCUCUCUCUGCUGACCCACUUUCGGUCUCCCCCUCCCUUCCACUCUACCUCACUCCCUUACACUCUACCUCACUCCCUUACCCUCUACCUCACUCCCUUACCCUCUCUCACUCCCUUACCCUCUACCUCACUCCCUUACCCUCUAACUACCUCACGCCCUACACCUCUACCUCACUCCCUUACCCUCUACCUCACUCCCUUACCCUCUACCUCACUCCCUUACCCUCUACCUCACUCCCUUACCCUCUACCUCACUCCCUUACCCUCUACCUCACUCUCUUACACUCUACCUCACUCCCUUAUACUCUACCUCACUCCCUUCCCCUCUACCUCACUCCCUUACCUUCUGCCCAAUGUCGCCCCACCUCCCUGUCCUCCAGGAUGACCAGUGUGCAUUGGAGAAGCCCGGUCUCUCCCUCCACUCCCAGGUGGCCAUCCAGCUGCGCCUGGCUGAGAAGCAGAUCCUGGAGAGGGUGGUGGCCAGCGGCAGGGCCAAACGCCUGCACUUCCAGCAGCAGCAGGAGGAGGGCGCUCCGCUGCCCCGCUAUGAGGAGAGCGACAUCGCCCUGCUGGAGAACGCAGAGGCCGACGCCAAGCUGCCCAUCAUCCUGAGGAAACUAGAGGACGAGGAGGGAGAUGACCAGGCAGCGGUGGAGCAGGUGUUGGCUCAGGUACAGCAGCUGGGACAGGGGGGCGCAGCCAGGGAUCUAGCCCCCCUCAUAGUCAACGGGGAUGGUGGGAAGGUGGUGGUCAACGGGAAUGGUACGGACGCUAGCCUGACUGAGGACACUAGCCCAGUCCUGGAGGUUGGUGGAGACGCUAGCCCGAUUCAGGAGGAGGAUAGUGUGGAUGCUAACUCCACCACGCCAGACACUGCUGUUCCAGCAGCCACCCAGGAACAGGAAGGCCAAACAGAGAACGGAGACAAGGCUACUGCUUCUCCCUCACUGGAAGUGGACGUGGACCUGAGUGCAGAACGAACUGGAGACGAGCCCAAAGUCAACAGCGAA
Coregonus sp. 'balchen' is the source of this 7528-nucleotide messenger RNA. The record is from the annotation of a GenBank genome assembly. NCBI's taxonomy places the organism in Eukaryota, Metazoa, Chordata, Actinopteri, Salmoniformes, Salmonidae.